GUUCACUUGACAAUUCUAGACGCCGAUAUUCGAUCGCAAACCCUCAGCCCUUUUGCAGCGCUCUCACAACACUGUCAACAACACCACGCCUCAUACUCCAUCCUCAAAAUGACAGCGCUCUUCAACUUCCAAUCCCUCCUCCUCGUAAUCCUCCUCACAAUCUGCACCGCCACCUACGCGCACUACGUCUUUCCCGGCAUCAUCGACCGCAACAAGGAGAACUACUUUGUCAGCCCCAUAUGGAAGGCCGCGAGAGUGGGUGAGAGGCUGAGCCCGUAUGUUAGUCUGGCGUGUGUGGUUAUGGCGGUAAGUCCUAGAUCUCUUCAUCCUAGGAGAAGUGCAAGGUGGUGUAAGGGUUGAGAGACUUGGUGUGGGAUGAAGGGGGUGCAGGCAGGGCGUGUUGUGAGAACUUUGAGGAUGGGGCGCACGGCAUCACAAAGGAUCACCCGGGACAGAGGGGCAGAUGCUGACGUGUUGCAGGCGCUCACGUUCAUGGGAUGAGCGGUGACUAGUGAAUAGGAGGCAAGAGGACGACACUAUGAGCUACCGGUCGGUUCGGUAAGGGCAGGCGCGGCACAAUGGUGAUGAGCCCUUGGGGACCCUGAGAGCUGACUCGAGC
Macroventuria anomochaeta is the source of this 619-nucleotide messenger RNA. Its product is annotated as DUF1242-domain-containing protein. Bases 109 to 360 code for a protein of 83 amino acids. Lineage: Eukaryota; Fungi; Ascomycota; Dothideomycetes; Pleosporales; Didymellaceae. Gene Ontology annotation, biological process: intracellular transport; protein secretion. The transcript has 2 exons. The record is from RefSeq and is a predicted model, not a curated record.